AUGGACUUAGACUAUGAAGCUGAGACACUGGUCGCCAACCCCAACCCAGAUUUUGACCCGCGAGAUGAAUUGGCAGGCAUAAAAGCUGUUGCUCGAACAUUGCAAGCGCCUCCGAAGAAGCCAGAGAUCGUCUCGUCAGAGAGGGAUAUACUUUCACUUCUGAGACACCGUGAGAUGCAUGGUAGAGCCCCCGUUAAGGUGGCCCGUGGUGAACCAUCGCUCAAGGCUUCCAUCUAUGCCAAGUUGGAGGAUUCCUUUGUACGACAGAGUGAGUGGACGGACUCAUCUGGAGAUAUUCAGAGCAUCCGCUGGAUUAAUGAAGAUGCUUUCCUUUGUGGAGCUACCGCCCACCUCGAUUCGCACAAUAUGGAAUACAACAAACCUGGCAACUUGCUACUCGGAUCUACAACCCAUGAUACGGUCAGGUCUUUUGCAGACCAUCGUGUGCCCAGACCCAGAUCGGAUAAGGCCAAUGCUGAUUCGAUGCGACAGACUCAGGAUCCCUGGCUAUACUCUUCCGUUGUUUCUACAGCCCAUUGUAAAAAGAAUGGGUUUAGCUUCACUGCUAGCUUCGACGAGACAGUCAAAAUCUGGUCCAUACACCAAGACGGUUCUUCUAUGGACCUGGCCGGCACAUGGCAACAUGGAGGAAAAGUAAACUUCGUUGUGACUUCAGAUCAUCACGAGAGAGUUGCUACUGCUUCGGGUGUCAACAGCAACGCCGUGCGAGUCUACAACUUCGAUGAAAAGUCCAUCUCCGAGUCCUCCUAUGAAUUUUAUGGCGGCAACAAAGCCCUUUUGCAAACUGAAGAUGAUCAAGCGACAAAACCAUGGUCUUACCAACCAGCAACCAUUCAAUGGGGAAAAGCUCCUCAAGUCGCGAAUCUACUACUCGUUGGAUACUCCCCUCGGAGCGAUACAGGCGACGAUGCUGAUAUUCCAGACGAAAAGAAAAAUACUGGAGAGCUCUGCGUUUGGAAUACUGGGAAUGAGGAGGUAGUACCCAUAACUUCAUCACACACGCAGAAUGUCUUCGAAGUUCAGUGGCAUCCAACACAGCCAAUAUUUGUGGCAGCCACAUCACCUUCCGGAACUUUCGAUAGUGACAAGACCAAGACCCAGAUUCGGCUGUUUGCUCUCAAUGACCAGGAGAUUUUCAUGAACACUCAGGCAUUGGACUGUUCAGCACUGGAUAUCAAUGAAUUGACCAUCAUGCCGAAUAGCGAGCUUCAUUGCUACGUAACUGCAAGCUGUACCGACGGAAAUACCUAUGUCUACGACACAGCACGAGGCGACCAAGCCAUCCACAUUCUUGAGCAUGGAGAAUCUUUAGACCCUCUAGACCCUGAUCUCCCUCGCGAAAUCGGCGAUGUGGGCGUCCAAUUCGCAGCCUGGGGACAAACUACAAACAGAUUUUACACCGGAUCGUCAGAUGGGAAGGUGAAAGCUUGGAAUCUCAAGCAUCCUCCUGGAAAGGCUUUCGUUCGAAACGUUCUUUCUCUCGCAGGGGCAAUAAUCAGUGGAGCAUUUUCGAAAGAUUUCUCAAAACUUCUUAUUGGCGACGCCACUGGAAAAAUCCAUCUAUUGAGCAUCAACGACAACGACCUUGAAGAAGGCCCGAUAGCAACUAUCAAGAGUAACUCUUCCCGAGAAGGUACCUCGAGCACAGCGGAGAAAGGCAGCGUUGCAGAAAUCAAACUUCAACAAUUGCUUCAACAAAAGAACGGCAUACUCUUGAAAAACAUCAAACGUCCAAAGGUUAUCCUCCCACAUAAGGAGCCCCCUCCCCCGGAAGGUUACGAGAUCAAUCAAAGAGAGAACGAAACUUCUGCACAUAUUGCACAACAUUAUUUGAGUGAAGGCUGGCUAGAACAACGUGUUGGUCUAGGUGUAUACCAGGGAGCCAACUAUGCUGAGACCGGGUGGUAUGACCGAACUGCACAUGAAGAUGGCAAUCCACACGGCCCUUUAUUACCUCAAUUUCGUGAGGAGCAGCAAUUCAUUAUGCACCAGAAGAACGAUGAGGGGUUUGACCUGCUUCCACGCGUCAGAAGCUCUGACCCCAAGCAACAUGAAGAGAACAUGAAUCUUGAUCUCAAUUUUGCAAGCCUGACUCUCGACACCCAACAGGCCUUGAGAGAAGAACGAGUUGAAAUUGAAGGAGACUUCUCCCACACAUAUAGCUACGAGUUCCUUCCGAAGCCCUCCAUUUGGAGUGGCAAGAAGAACACGAGAAGCGGAUCAUCGAGAGAUGAAACUCAGAAGCGAAGCAUUGGGGAUGCGGACGAGAUGAUGGAAUGA
Molecule: messenger RNA, 2301 nt
Organism: Hyaloscypha bicolor E
Lineage: Eukaryota; Fungi; Ascomycota; Leotiomycetes; Helotiales; Hyaloscyphaceae
Product: WD40 repeat-like protein
Exons: 3
Coding region: 1-2301 (766 amino acids)
Biological process (GO): TOR signaling; regulation of actin cytoskeleton organization
Cellular component (GO): TORC1 complex; TORC2 complex
Molecular function (GO): protein binding
Source: RefSeq, a predicted model, not a curated record